UGAGGUGGCGACGCGGGCGGGGGGCUACGGGCAGCGGAGCGAGCGGGCCGGUGGGCCGCAGCACGACGACUGCAGCGGCUUUCGGGUGCGCUAGCCCGGGCGCGCGGGGGCCGACCGAGGAGGGGCCGGAGCCCGGCUUGGGGACUCAAAAAAGCUUCAAUAUGAAUCAGAUGAGUUAAUGAUUAUCAGCUUGUUUUGAAAAGUGGAACAUGGCUCAGUGGUUCCAGAUCCUUCUUGAUGAGCAGGAAUGAAAAUGGUCUUCAGAAAGUAGGAUGUGCUUGGUGGAUUCACACUUGGCAGAAACUCUUGACACUUCCCCAGGGUCGCAGAGCUCACGGAUGAGUAGAAAUUACUUCUGUGAUGCAGGGAAUAUAAGUGCAAAAAAGAAGAAAUGAUGUAGAUAAUUCACUAUCCGAACUUCAAGGUCCGAGGUGGGAAGGAAGGUCAGGAAGACUAUGGCCUGGCCAAAUAUUUUUCGAAGAGGGACUGCGUUCUCCCGGUUCAGCCAUCAUCAUGUUGUUGUGUUCCUGCUCACCUUCUUCAGUUACUCGUUGCUCCACGCAUCAAGAAAAACUUUUAGCAACGUCAAAGUCAGUAUCUCUAAGCAGUGGACCCCAACUGCUUUUAACAAGUCAGUUAGACUGCCUGUAGAGAUCUGGAGCUGCAACCAUUUGUUUCCCAGCGCAGAGGAAGCCACUCUUUUCCUCGGGACCCUGGACACUAUUUUCCUCUUUUCUUAUGCUGUGGGCCUUUUCAUCAGUGGAAUUGUUGGAGAUCGGCUUAAUUUACGAUGGGUUCUAUCUUUUGGCAUGUGCUCUUCUGCGCUAGUGGUGUUCGUCUUUGGCACAGUCACAGAAUGGCUGCAUUUCUACAACAAGGCAUUCUACUGCUGCCUGUGGAUCGUAAACGGCCUGCUGCAGUCCACUGGCUGGCCCUGCGUCGUGGCUGUCAUGGGCAACUGGUUUGGGAAAGCUGGACGAGGAGUUGUGUUUGGUCUCUGGAGUGCCUGUGCUUCGGUGGGCAAUAUUUUGGGAGCGUGCCUAGCUUCUUCUGUUCUGCAGUACGGUUACGAGUAUGCCUUUCUGGUGACAGCGGCUGUGCAGUUUGCUGGUGGGAUCGUCAUCUUCUUUGGACUCCUGGUGUCACCAGAAGAAAUUGGUCUCCCAGGUAUCGAGGCAGAAGAAAAUUUUGAAGAAGAUUCACACAGGCCAUUAAUUAAUGGUGCUGAAAAUGAAGAUGAAUAUGAGCCCAAUUAUUCCAUCCAAGAAGGCAGUACUGUUACCCAGGUCAAGGCAAUAAGCUUUUACCAGGCCUGUUGUCUUCCUGGAGUUAUCCCGUACUCACUGGCCUAUGCCUGCCUGAAGUUAGUAAAUUACUCCUUCUUCUUCUGGUUGCCCUUUUAUCUGAGUAACAACUUUGGAUGGAAGGAGGCUGAAGCUGACAAGUUGUCCAUUUGGUACGAUGUUGGAGGAAUUAUAGGUGGGACUUUGCAAGGUUUCAUCUCUGACAUAUUACAGAAGAGAGCACCGGUUUUAGCUCUCAGCUUGCUUCUGGCCGUUGGGUCCCUCGUUGGAUAUAGCCGUUCUCCAAACGAUAAGUCCAUUAAUGCACUUCUGAUGGCAGUUACAGGGUUUUUUAUUGGCGGACCUUCUAACAUGAUUAGCUCUGCUAUUUCUGCGGACCUGGGUCGUCAGGAGCUGAUCCAAGGGAGCAGUGAGGCUUUGGCGACCGUCACAGGAAUUGUUGACGGAACUGGAAGCAUUGGAGCUGCCGUGGGCCAGUAUUUAGUGUCUUUGAUCCAGGACAACCUGGGAUGGAUGUGGGUGUUCUACUUUUUCAUUCUCAUGACAAGUUGUACAAUUUUAUUUAUCUCGCCAUUAAUAGUGAGGGAAAUCUGCUAUCUCAUGCAAAGACGACAAGCUCACGUACUGAGUGAGUGAGUGUUGACCACAGAAGAGAAGAACAAUGGGAGACACAUCAGGACUGUUAUUUCUUUUAAUUCACCCUAUUGGGAGUUGUCUUAGGAGCUCCAGCAAAACCUCAGAUUGUCAAGCCUCUUUCAGCAGUGUCGGCCACUUGAGCUGCUGACCGGUGGGGAAGGCUGGGCUGUUUUUCUGCACUACAUGAGUUACUGUGGGUGAUUUUCAUUGCUGCUUCGCAAACGUACUGAGUGGCCUGUGAAGCUGCCAGCCUUUUUAUUUGGCCUGUUGAGAUUAUCCUUGUAACCUGAAUUACUGUCUUGGACUUGGACCCCAAUUCUCCAGCCUGGAAAGUUCAGUGGCCACAAGACAGUUGCACGUGGUUUGCAUCAAAGAUGGGCUCCAUGAGUAGGGGAGGAUCGCUGGAUUCUGCUUUGAUAAUGAGUCUGUAGAGA
Molecule: messenger RNA, 2374 nt
Organism: Lontra canadensis (Northern American river otter)
Lineage: Eukaryota; Metazoa; Chordata; Mammalia; Carnivora; Mustelidae
Gene: SLC37A3
Product: solute carrier family 37 member 3
Exons: 17
Coding region: 456-1940 (494 amino acids)
Biological process (GO): transmembrane transport
Cellular component (GO): endoplasmic reticulum membrane
Molecular function (GO): transmembrane transporter activity
Source: RefSeq, a predicted model, not a curated record